Ectocarpus sp. CCAP 1310/34 is the source of this 936-nucleotide messenger RNA. The record is from the annotation of a GenBank genome assembly. NCBI's taxonomy places the organism in Eukaryota, Phaeophyceae, Ectocarpales, Ectocarpaceae.
CACACGACACACGCGCACGUCCCUUAUCUCCAAACUCGACGAGACCCAAACGGCAAUACUGCCAACAACCCAACCCCCAACCCCCAGGGUCCUCCCCAGCAGCACAAGCGCCAGCACUUCCUGAAGCAGCAACGACCAGAAGCUAACGACGACGCUGGAAUCAAGCAAGCAGCACCAAUGGGGCAUGUGGUCUCUCGUCUCGUUCACAUCCUCGCCACCCUCAAGGAAAAGCGCCUCCUGCUGCUCGGGCUGGACAAUGCCGGCAAAACUUCGCUGUUGUACAAUCUCCACCUGAACGAGGCCGUGGGCACCGUUCCUACCGUUGGAUUCAACAUGGAACAGGUCGAGUACAACAACAUGGUCAUGACUAUCUGGGACGUCGGUGGGCAAGCCAAGCUGCGGUCGCUUUGGCGGUACUACUUCGUCGACGCCGACGCGCUGAUCUUCAUGGUGGACUCUUCCGACGAGGCUCGCAUAGAGGAGGCGAGGGACGAGAUGUUUCACGUGCUUCGGGACCCCAACAUGGAGGACUGUCAGACUGUCCUCAUCAUGCUCAACAAACAGGACGUCCCCGGUGCAGUCGGUCCCGGCAUCGUGAUCGACAGGAUGGGUCUCAACAGCGCCGGUGACAACCCGCUGAGAGAACGCAACUGGUACAUGCAGAGCUGCUGUGCCCUCACCGGCGAGGGUGUUUUCUAUGGGCUCGACUGGCUGUGCGAGGCGCUCAAGAGGAAGAAAAGGAGGGGGGCGAAGAUAUAACGAACGCCCGACCGAUUCAUGCGACAGGGACAAUGUAUACGACGAGAUCCAGAAGAAGCCGUCGGAACGAAAGAAAAGAGCCUCCGUUGUGUGCAGGAGGAAUGGUCCGCACAAGCGUGACGAAGAAGAAAGAUAACUUUCGUGCGUUGUUUUUCUCCCCCCCUCUCGGGGGGGGGG